Molecule: messenger RNA, 1306 nt
Organism: Solanum verrucosum
Lineage: Eukaryota; Viridiplantae; Streptophyta; Magnoliopsida; Solanales; Solanaceae
Exons: 3
Coding region: 31-1044 (337 amino acids)
Molecular function (GO): protein binding
Source: RefSeq, a predicted model, not a curated record
UCUCUCUCUCUCUCAUCGCUGCGUAAAGCUAUGAGUUUAAUUGCCGGUUCAUACGAGAGAUUCAUUUGGGGAUUCAAGUUGAGAUCCACCAAAAACGAUCAAAAUUACGAACUAACCCCUCUCUUCUCCUUCCCUUCACAUCUCUCACCAAUUAAAUGCACCGCCGUCGCCGGUUCUGCUGCUGUAUCCGGCGGCGCCGAUGACACAAUCAAAAUCUAUGACCUUUCUACUUGCUCAGAAAUUGGGUCACUACACCACUCUGCCACCGUUACUUCACUUUCCUUUUUUACCCCUUCUUCAUUCUCCUUCCCUCGUAACCUUAUUGCCGCUUCUGAAGAUGGUUCGGUUUCCAUAUAUGAUGCUGAUCCUUUUGUUCAUCUCAAAUCGGUGAAAGUGCAUCGUAAGGCAGUGAAUUCUAUUUGUAUUCAUCCGUCGGGGAGGUUGGCAUUGACUGUUGGAAGAGAUGAAUGCAUGGCUAUGGUUAAUUUGGUUAGGGGAAGGCGAAGUUUUUAUUGCAGGUUGGGAAAAGAAGCUUCUUUAGUUAAUUUUAGUGAUGGUGGUGAAAAGUUUUUUAUGGUUAUGGAUGAUAAGAUUUCUGUACAUGAAUCUGAAGAUGCGAAAACUAUUCUAGAGCUUGAUAGUAAGAAGAGGGUGCUUUGUGCCACUUCUGGGAUGCAUGGUAUUUUGUUUACUGGGGGAGAGGACCGGAGUAUUAAAGCUUGGGACAUUACUAGUGGAAAAAUUGCAUAUAGCAUUGAAGAUGCACAUUCUACUCGUGUGAAAGGCAUUGUUGUGCUACACAAAAACAGUGAUGGUGAUGCUGAAGAUCAUCAACACAUAGUAGCAUCAGCAUCAUCAGAUGGGGUCAUACGUGUUUGGGAUGUUCGCAUGACUAACAAAGAUAAGCCAAAUCCACUGGCUGAGGUCAAUACAAAAUCCAGGCUGACUUGUCUGGCUGGAUCAUCAAUCAAAUCUAUGAAAAGACCAGAGGUUGGAAAUACUACUUCAAAUGGACAACAGCUCGAUGCAAGUGAAGAAUCCUAGUGCUGUUGUAAUUUGCUAAUGACAAUCACACAGUGUAUCUGCCAUAUUUUUCCUUUAAAUUUCCCCCCUUGAAGUUGUUGGAAUCAUAUCAAUUUUGCUAGUUAAAGGUGGAUCACUCGAUAUAUCUAUUUUGUAACGCGUGUAUGAUUUUAAUGAGCAUGAAGAGUUAUUUCUUGCAGUUAGUAUUUAUUUUGGUUCCUACACUGAUGGGAUUUCAAUUUUAGUAUAUUGCUAUGUAUAUGAAUGUGCAAUUUGUGCUGUC